UCUACUCUGCAAACGACAGCUCGCAUUUCGACGUUCGAGCAUGCUACAAAACAUCGAUAGACAUGCUUACACAGUCAAAUGAAGCGGUGGCAAGAUUGUGGCGAGGUGGAGGAUUCUGAAGACGAUGAACUCGAACUGAACCUAUCUUCUCCAAGCCCGGAACGACCUAUAAAACGCGUGAGGCAGAAAGAAGAUGCGGCCGAUGCCCAGGACAACUCCGUUGCGCCUUUUGCAAUCGAAGAUGGCGCCGACGACGAGGACGAGAUCGCGUGGCUGCCUGCGAAGGUGGCAAACACCUAUGGACGAAAAGGGAAGCUAACACGGCCAUCACGACGAACUCGAGCGACCCCGGCGAAAGCCUCAAAGCGCGAAGCUUCGAAUUCACCAUCGCAAGGUGGGCCGCCAUCUUCUGGAGAGCGAUCGGACUUCGGGAGCCCAGACUCUGCUCCAGAAGCGGCCGCUCCAAACAGCAUUGUAGGACAAAUCCCUGCCUCUCAAGGCGAAGCAUCCAAAGCCAUUCUUGCAACGAGGACGACGCACGAACAGACGCGCACGAUCAGUCCACAACCUUCUGCAGCCCCCACGCCAGCUUCGAAGAGGUCUCCGGCUCCGACCAGUCAAAAGGACUCGUCUUCAGUGAGGCCCGCGUCCACGUCGUUGAUCUUCGGCGACAACGUCAGCUCGACACAAAACAGCAGUCAAGAAAGUCUUCCCGAUGCGCGAGAGCUGUUCGCAGCUGCAAAACCAAGACUCCCAUCAGCUGCACCCUCGUCACCUUUGAGUGAACGCGAAGUCUCGCCACCGGCAUAUUUUGAACAGCGUAAUGGGCAGAUUGUGGUCAACAAGGCUAAGGCAGUCUCCGGAAGCUUGGAAGAUGAGAACGCAGUUCACGAUGAGAUACUGCGAAACUCCAUGCUCGUUCACACACAAUCAGAAACGACGACCGGACGACGAAGUCUGCGAGCUCGGAAGGAAAUCCAACUGCAUCCGUACCUGAUCGACAAAGCUAAGUACCAGAGACAGUGCAAGGAGCGUGGUAUCAAGCCAGUGCGUCUCAUUGACGCAGAAGCGCCGGAGGAGGAAAGCCAAGUGCUCGACAGUAGCCAGCAAUCGCCAGUUGAACCACAGUCAUCAAGCUCAGGAGGACUGGACGACGCCUUGAACUCACGGCCCAAGGCUUACGUCAGGCUGGCUUCACUCAGAAAAGAGCAAUCUGUUGCAGAGUUUGCUACCGAACGUGCGGCCAAGCGAAGAAGGAUUAGUCAAGGGAAAGGUCGUUCUGCCAGACUUGAUAUGCUGGAUCCAACACGCUCAACUCUUGGUACUCAACGAGACAGUUUCUCAGUUCCUCCAUCCCCUCCGCAAACGUCGAGCGAGACUAGCACUCCAGGACCACUGAGACAGCCUAUGCAACAGACAGCUUCUGGUUUUCAGCGUCCUCGUGGAUUGAGCCCUGCGCCGCUACCAACGCCACAUUUCUCGUCCGAAGUCAAAAAAGGUCAAAUCAACGAGAAUGCCUCCACAGAAUCGGUUUCGAGACCUCGCGGCUCACGCAACCGAACACACAGCCCUGAUGCUUUGUCGAGCGCCGAGGAACGGGCGACGUCUGGGUCAGAGGCCGAGUCGGAAAGCGAGGUGCUAGCACGACGAUUGCGUCGCGAGCAAAAGCGCAUCAGAGGCGUUCUACCUGCUUCGUGGCUGAGGAUCGACUUCAAAGCACAAAAACCCAAACCGAUUGCACUACUGACAGGGCAUCGGGUCAGCUCGACCUCACCUGAGCGCUGGACACCACAGCGCGGUGUUGCGCAGAAGAUCACGUCAACUCACCGGAAAGCUAACGAUGCCGCUGCCGUGAACAUGUUGUCUGAUGAUGGUGGUGAUUCGGAUGAUUCAAUACAGUUCAUACGUGCAGAGCCGAAACAGUCGCACUUGGCAUUCGAUGCAGAUCGUCUUACCGUUGCUCCGAGCGAGACCGUCGAUGAUGAUACCAUGGAGAGCGAUUUUGUAGAUGCAAUGCUGGCUGGCCGUCCUCGUUCAACUAAAGCCGAAAAAACGAAAUCCCGACAGCCACGCAUCACCGACAAGUUUCGAAAAAGUGCAGGAAAUGCAGACAUAUUCUCAGGGGAGCGGGAAACGCGCAAGCAAAGCGGUAAUGCUCGUGGUAUGAGAGGGGGACAAGCGAGGACAUCGAAGAAACCACGGCGUGCCACUGUACGGUUGAGCAUUGCUGAUGCUGCAAGUCCCACAACGUCGUCGGAUGCCGGCAUGCCACCAUUUAUUCGUCUUGCAAAGAGGCAGGCAAAGAGGCUCCCUGAUCGAGGUCGACAUUCGCCAUCAAACAAGAUCAUCCACCUCGCGACCGCCGACGAUACUCGCGAGGCUAUGUCGGUCCUGCGUUCAUGGCAAGACGGCACCCUGGCACCUCGACAAGAUGGAGUUCAUACGCAGCCUCAAGGAGAUCACUCUCAUGGCGACGCAGACGCCGGAGAUGCAUUACCGAGUCCAAUGACUGAGCGGCAGCCUCUGAGAGUAGUUUCUGGAAAUGCGGACCAGCCGCAUGCUUUACCAUCCGCUCGGAAAAUGGCAACGCGGCGUAAUGAUGCCCGGAAAACAAGUAUGCGCCAAACGCAACGCGCACGCGGCACACCACAAGUCCGGCGACCUUCAGGUAGUGGAGCAGAUGUCACUCAACCAACAAGACGAGCAGUUGUGCCUUCACGGCCAGUUGUCUUGCGACCAGUGCAGCUCGAGUCAUUACAGCAUGAUUUUGAUGAGCGCCAUCGAGCAGCUGUGUUUGAGCGUCGAAUGCAGUGCUUGACUGAGAGUGUUGCUAUGCGCGGGCGACGACCUCAUACUACCGAUUUCCAGCUUGCGAAAUACUUUGCGCAAGAAGACAGCAUAUCACCUACAACUGAACACGACAGCCUUGCUGCAGCUGAUCAUAUACCGCUAGCAUCGGACGAACAACCAAAAGUUUUGCUCCCGCACAGGCGAAGAAAGCGGCAAGCUCGAAAGCUUGAGGUCGAAGAGCAUCAGCAUUGGCAAGGCGACGAUGCGGUCAUUGACUUCGUAGAAGACGUGGUCGAAGUAGAGCCCGUGACUGACAUCUCGAAACCUGUGCUCCAAGGACUAGGUGCGUUCGGAACUGGUUAUCCUGUUGAUUUCGACGUCAAGCAGUUGCCGCCUCGACCCUUGUUUGGACCAGACAGCUUCAUUGGGAGUGGUGACUUCUACGAUGCGAUAAAUCUGGCAUCUUUAAGCCUAGAUUCUCCGCGCAAUCACAUCAGCGUACACUUGGACCGAUCGAUCGUUUCAUGGUCAGCUUGGAACGAGGAAGUCGCCACAUCAUUCUCAAGAAUACCUGCGGUGAUCCGAGAAGCAUUGAGUAAAUGCCAUGCUGGGUCAGCAGGGGCAAGCAUUCCUGCAGAGGUGAAUGAGUCAAUUGCCUACCUUCUGCGCUCUGUUGUACGGUACUGCUCCAAGUGCUUGUACUUCGAGGACCCAGUCGAUCGCGAUGAAUGCGUUCAAAGUCUUCAACGCCUCAUUGGGGAGCUGGCGGAAGCCAUUGCAGAAUGUCAUGCCGAUGCUGCACUCAUGCAUGAUACAUUCUCACUUGUCAUGCAGUAUCAGGUUGUCUUAGCGGCUCAGGCGGUCCAGAUCAAUGCCAGACCGAACGUGCAUCGGCAAACUGGGCCACCAUUACUGGGACUUCUAGAAGGGUCCGCCAAAUCUCUCGCAAAGCACGCUUUAGCGGGCAGUUUCGAUGUCCUUCGAAACUGGUGCCAGGUAAUGCGAACGACCGAAGACUGUAUCGAACACUCUGCCGCGACUACGAUCAUCAUCCUCGCCCACACAUCGCGUCAUCUUGGACAUAAUUCUACUGUGUGGCAGACGAUUGGGGAAGUCCUGGACUCGGACAUCCACAGCAUGAUUAGCGUCAAGGACCUUGACGGAGUCUGGCACAACCUGUUUACUGUGCUUCCUGUAUUAUACAUCGAUGCCAGAGGGGUAGUUGAGCGGAAUCCUGACUCCAUGCCGCUACAAGAAGACUGGACAAUUGUUCGCAAAUUGCUACAGCGAGUCUUCGAGCUUUACGAGAACACAAGCCACGUUCGGGGCUUCACUGCAAACUCAUAUUUGCGCACUCUGUUGCAUCGCUGUCACAGGCUGGUCGACAAGUGGCCGUGGGCAAAGUGCGAGAUGAUGCUCUACAGCAUCUACGACUUCUUCUCUAAACAAAGUCGAAUGCUGCUGAAGAAUGAGGAAUGCAAAGGCUCGCCACAAUUCCUUGAGGAGCUCAAUCUUUUGCCGUCACUGGACAUUCAGCCCGAUGACUUGUCAUUUCACAUCUUUCUCAAGACACUGGUCAAAGGGCUGGUGGCGAUGCGCGAGCGAAGUGUAUACAAUGAUAGGAAGAUCGGCUCCAGCAUCACAUAUCGCAUGAUUCCGACCCAUGGGCGCACGUAUCCGAAGGAAAAGGACAUGCAGCAGAGCGAUGUCGAUGCCCUUCGCAACCAUCAUGACCUUCUGUGCACUCUAUACUAUGCCUCGCCUCCGGGAUAUCGGCCUGGCGUUGAUAUACUCAGAAACCUCGUAGACCACGCCAACUGGCAUCGCAAAGCAUGUCAAUUGAACGUCAACGCAUGGACUAUGCUCACUGUCUUCCAGGCUUCGACUCAGGAACCUGCUGGAAAACUACAGCCCCUGACCGUCUGGUUCUCGGAGAUACUGCGACUGACGAUCAUGCAAUACCGGCUCGCCAGAUCUGAGGCCGAGCAUGACUUCCAUCAUGCAAGAGGCAUGGGAGCAGAUAUUGGCGAAGCGUUCUUGCACGGUACCAUUGCCAACAACCAACUGCAAAUUGCAACAACCCUCGCUACUGCCCUCGCUGGACUCAAGAGAGCAGUCAGUGCAGCUUCCAGCGUUGUUGUGAUGCAGAAGCUAAUGCAAGAUACCAACUUCUGGACGAUUUUUGAGCUUUUCGAUACCUCACAGCGCCGCUUGCUUAGUACAGUGAAGGAAGCCCUGCAUGUCAUUGACGCCGCCUUUGACACUGCGCAUCGACUGGCCGCAUCAGGAGAGAGUCAGAUCACUAGCAACGACAGUCAAGACUUCGGAGACUUUAGUGCUCUCGAUGAACUUGUCGGGGCUGAUGAGGCAGAUUCGUCAUUGCCUGCAACAACCGCCAGAGAUCUUCAGGCACACGUCGGCUCUUUCUUGUCAAACAUUUUCGGCGCAGACGUGCCCCCUGACGAUACGCUUCUGGAGCACGUCGUUCGCAUCUGGAUUCGCAUGGGCAGGGAUCUGGUCAGCAAUGGCGAAAAGAGCUGGCUGAGUUACGUUGAUGACUACUCGCCCAACAGCUGGACACAAAUGCGCGACACGAAGCAAAAGCGGAAGUUCACGCCGUACUACAUGUCGCGCAUUGUAGAGCAGCCGAACGUCGAUGAUGCCGCGCUCGAAAGCAUCAUCACAAGCUGGCUGUUGUCCCUCGUAGAACGAGAGGCAUUACUCAAGUUUCAGCAUAGCUUAACGAGCGCACUCCUGAACCGCUGUGAAUCCGAGUUGUUGCUACAGAAUCUCCCCUUUGCCAGAGACGUUCGAAGUGGGCGGUAUAUCAUCUCGUUGGAGGACCUACGGCAGCGGCGACUGACUUUGAUCUCAUCAACCUUAAACAACAUGCGGCGUGCUUUAACGCGGGUCAGACACAAUGUUCCUACCCAGGCACAAUGUGUCCGGACCCGAUACACAGAGAUGCUUCGUCGCUUGAUGCAGACCAUGAAACACAAUUACCAGGAGUUGCAGGCUAAUGGUAGCGCUGAUGUCGCAGAGGGCAGCGUACAAGGUGCCUACGUGGAGUUUGUUCAACAGGUGGUCUCAUUCUUGCAACAGCACACUGCCGACUUUUGUCCUGUGGACAAGUUCUUCACCGACUCGAGUGCUUUCCCUCUUCCAGCAGCGGAUCCGACAUAUGUGGUCGGCAAGCUCAAGGGCUACGCUCUAAAGCUCGCUGAAUCUGGCCCGCGAAGAGAGUUGACAAUGUUUAUGCAGUCCGUCAUCGAACGCGCCGUGGUGGAUCGACAACAGCAAUAUCUCGUCAGUCAGAUAGCGACAGCCAUGUCUGACGAGCCCGAGACGGGCGACAGCAGUGCGCCAACGCUACGAUAUGUGCUGCUGACAAGCAUAUUUCCAGCGUACUUCGAUAUAGCUCUCAGCUCGCCACCUGGAUGGAUGCUCUCACUCCCGCUACUGCAGGCUUGCGAACUCGUCGUUCGAGAUGUGCUAUACAACUUUGAUAUCGACUCUGACUCCAGCCUGAAAGCUACGGUCGCUACCUUGACAGCUAUCUUGCGAAGCUUCAAAGGCCAGUGCGAUACUGUCCUUUCACGGAACGACCUCGAUGGACAGCCAUCGGCUUUAUGUGUCAUCUCCGCUAUCUACUCUGUCUGCUCGGCCGCAUUGCCAAUCAUCACCUGCAUUCAAAGGCUUUCAUCAUAUGGCAAAGACCUCCUGAAGCUCAUUCGAGCACUGUAUGCACAGUGCGAUGAGCUCAAGGAUCACCUCGAAGGCGCGAUGUCACUGGACGAAACGAAUAGGACGCAUCUAGACACACCGAGUCCGUGCCCCUGGCCUGACACAAAAGCUUUCGCCGAAAGACAAGUCCAAGAGUCCGCAAACUCCUGGUAUGUUGCAGAGGGCAAACAUUACGUCAGGAGAGGGAAUCUUUCCAGAGAGGUGGAGGUACAGCUCGGAAGCGCCGAAGAGGAGGAAGCAGCUAUGUUGCAGGCUAUCGCUGCUUUCCAAAGGGCUUACGAAGCAACUUUCAGUGGGGGAAGGGUCAGGAGACAACAGAUUGCCAGGCAGGAUGCAAGUGGACUGGCGGACCUGAUUAUCUGAACGUCAACUUUGUGUACAGUGUAUAGCGUUCCGAGCGAUGUGGGAGUGUGAAAUGAAAUCAUUGAGAAUGAGUAUGUUACACUUGCCCUCAGCAGACGAGUCUCGUGAUAUGAACGUGAAAGAGCGACAUUCAGGCGCAUUUGC
Messenger RNA from Cercospora beticola, 7041 nucleotides. RefSeq names its product Mus7/MMS22 family protein. The record is from RefSeq and is a predicted model, not a curated record. Gene Ontology annotation, cellular component: Cul8-RING ubiquitin ligase complex; nucleus. NCBI's taxonomy places the organism in Eukaryota, Fungi, Ascomycota, Dothideomycetes, Mycosphaerellales, Mycosphaerellaceae. Gene Ontology annotation, biological process: double-strand break repair via homologous recombination; replication fork processing.